Malaclemys terrapin pileata is the source of this 3937-nucleotide messenger RNA. RefSeq names its product nuclear VCP like (gene NVL). The coding region runs from base 92 to 2860 and encodes 922 amino acids. Lineage: Eukaryota; Metazoa; Chordata; Testudines; Emydidae. Gene Ontology annotation, biological process: ribosome biogenesis. Gene Ontology annotation, molecular function: ATP hydrolysis activity; preribosome binding; RNA binding. Gene Ontology annotation, cellular component: nucleus. The record is from RefSeq and is a predicted model, not a curated record. The transcript has 24 exons.
UAGAAUUCCAGAGCGGCUCUUCGGGUUGAUCUCCAUCGUUCUGGCGGCGCGCCUCGGUUCGCUUGGCGAGAGCUGCCGGAGGCGCUGGGCCAUGCGGGGCCGCGUGGGGAGCUUUGCGGACCCUCGCCUCAAGCAGCGAAUCAAGCAGUACCUAAGCAGUAAUAAAUGUGGCCCAUAUGUGGACAUUGGAAUUUUAGCAGCUGAUUUACAGAAAACUUACAGUGCAGAAUAUGGACGAAGAAAAAGAAAUGCCUUUAGAAUUCAGGUUGAGAAAGUGUUUGGUAUAAUCAGUAAUGAGAGAGAAUUUGAAGAUUUAACAACUUUAGAGAAUGAACAUGUGGCAAAAAGAGCAAGACACAGACGAGAAGGGAAUGAGGAUGUGGAAAGCUACACAGACGACUCAGAUGAUGAUGAUUACUCAGAACCUCUAUCCACAAAUCACCUGAACAGCUCUCUGCUGACCUUAUACCGGAAAGGAGAUCCUGAUUCUCUUCCAGCAACUCCGAAGAAUGAGCCGACAGAAACCAGUACCCCUGCACAAGUGACAGCACCCAGAACUAGUGCUCUUCCAUCUGGCACCCCACUUGAUACUAGGAUCUCUGAAGGUGGAUGGUUUAUUGAUAAAACCCCAGGUAGAAAAGAAGACAACUUCUUAAUUGACCUGAGUGAGGAAGAAGAGGAAAGGAAACAGAUAUCUGAGAAAUCAAAAGACCUUUCUUUUUUGGAGAGUGAAGGAAAGAAGACAAAGAGUAAGAGACGAAAAAGAAGGAAAGAGGAAUCUCAAGAUGUAGAUGAAGAAAUAGAAUCUGUUUUGCGUAAGCAGAAAGUUAAAACUAAAGGACCAGAGCUGCAGUUCCCUUUAGUGAAAUUUGACGAUGUGGGAGGCAGUGAUGAAACUCUGAAGGAGGUAUGCAAGAUGCUGAUACACGUGCGUCACCCUGAAGUAUACAAUCACUUAGGCGUGGUCCCACCUCGAGGAUUUCUUUUACAUGGACCACCCGGGUGUGGAAAGACAUUACUAGCACAGGCAAUUGCUGGGGAACUUGAACUGCCAAUGCUCAAAGUAGCUGCUACUGAAAUUGUAUCGGGAGUCUCUGGGGAGUCUGAACAGAAGCUGCGAGAGUUGUUUGAACAAGCUGUGUCCAAUGCACCAUGCAUCCUUUUCAUAGACGAGAUUGAUGCAAUCACCCCAAAAAGAGAAGUUGCCUCGAAAGACAUGGAGCGGAGAAUUGUCGCCCAGCUUCUAACCUGUAUGGAUGACCUGAAUAAUCUGGCUGCCACUGCUCAGGUCCUGGUCAUUGGAGCUACUAACAGACCAGACUCGUUGGACCCAGCAUUGAGGCGCGCUGGAAGAUUUGAUAGAGAAAUUUGUCUAGGGAUUCCUGAUGAAGCAGCUAGAGAGAGAAUUCUACAGACUUUAUGUCGAAAACUUAGGCUCCCUGAAUCUUUUGAUUUUCAUUAUUUAGCCCAUAUGACUCCAGGCUACGUAGGUGCUGAUUUGAUGGCACUUUGUCGUGAAGCAGCUAUGUGUACAGUAAACAGGGUCCUGAUAAAGUUGGAGGAGCAGAAAUGGAAAGGUGUGCAGGCUGGAGAAGCAAGGACUGAGCAAAACUUGAAGACUGGAACAGAAGCACUGGUGGAACAGGAUACUAAACAUUCAGAGCUUCCUGCUAAGGAUGAAUUGCAGAGGCUGCUAGAGUUGCUAAAGGAACAAGAUCCCCUGCUGGAGGAGCAGCUGCAGAAGCUCUGCAUCGAAAUGAAUGAUUUCAUUGUUGCACUGUCUUCGGUGCAGCCCUCCGCCAAGAGAGAAGGCUUUGUCACUGUCCCUGAUGUGACGUGGGCGGAUGUUGGAGCCCUGGAGGACAUUCGGGAGGAGCUCACUAUGGCAAUACUGGCACCUGUGCGGAAUCCAGAGCAAUUCAAAGCUCUUGGCCUGACAGCUCCUGCUGGUGUUCUACUUGCAGGGCCUCCUGGGUGUGGCAAAACACUACUGGCAAAGGCUGUAGCAAAUGAGUCUGGACUGAACUUCAUCUCUGUGAAAGGUCCUGAACUGUUAAAUAUGUAUGUUGGUGAAAGUGAGCGUGCUGUACGUCAGGUAUUCCAGCGGGCCAGAAAUUCAGCCCCUUGUGUUAUAUUCUUCGAUGAAGUUGACGCUUUGUGCCCUCGGAGAUCAGACCGUGAGGCAGGUGCCAGUGUCCGUGUGGUAAACCAGUUGCUAACAGAGAUGGAUGGUCUGGAAAAUCGUCAGCAGGUUUUCAUUAUGGCGGCUACCAACAGGCCAGACAUAAUUGACCCAGCUAUUCUGCGCCCUGGCAGACUGGAUAAAACACUCUAUGUGGGUUUGCCACCACCUGUGGAUCGACUUGCUAUUUUAAAGACCAUCACCAAAGAUGGUACCCGACCCCCUUUGGAUGUUGAUGUAAACCUUGAAGAAAUCGCUUAUGAUCAGCGUUGUGAUUGCUAUACGGGGGCAGAUCUUUCUGCUCUAGUGCGUGAAGCUUCAGUUUGUGCCUUGAGACAGGAAAUGGCCCUACAGAAUGGCAAGAGCAAGAAAGCGUUCCUGGGCUGGGCUGCCGGUGGCGCACGGACAUGUGCGGCUCAGACUCCCUCUCCUAGCGCAGCAGCCACUCCACUUCUCCUGCCUCCCAGGCUUGUGGCACCAAUCAGCUGUUUGGCGCCGCAAGCCUGGGAGGGGAGGAGAAUUAGAGCGGGGGCGGCGUGCUUGGGGAGGAGGCGGAGCAGAGGAGAAAUCAAGAUUAGCCAAAAAUACUUUGAAGAAGCGUUUAAGAAAGUGAAAUCAUCUAUAUCAAGAAAGGAUCAAGCAAUGUAUGAUGAGCUGCGUCAGUCACUGAGCAGAUGAUAGAGUUGGCCAGCUCCUGAAAGAGACCAUCAUUCUGCUUUGUUGAAGAGGCUCAUAAUGGUAGCGUCUGAUCUCCUCAAACCCAGCUGGAACAGAAGCUGACCAUGGUUUCAUUUGACUUUUUACUAAGUGCUGCAUCUGAAGAUAUCUGCCAUGUUUUCAUUACCACUCUGACAAUGGUUAAGUUGGGAUUGUUAAACAGAAUAAAAUGUAAGAUGGAGACUUUCUAGUUCUGCUUAUCACCAACCCUCUGAUUUUAAAACUACACUUUUUAGGCCUAGAGGAACAAUUUCUAAAAUUCAGUGCUCUGUUAACUCAUGAACUAUUUAACAAGCAGAAAAGCUAUAAUGAGCAUCCCUUCAAAACCUUAGACUUUUCAAACAAUUCAUUUUCGAUUGUACAUGAAAAGUGCAUCUUCUCAGAAGAUGAGCUCUAUUAUUCAGAGCAGUCCAUUCUGUGAGGAGAGACCGAGGUAAGUGGGCUGAGAAGAUGUUGAGCAACAUGCUAUUGCAUCAUUUUUAACCCCACCCUUCCCAAAUUUGAGGCUAAUCUGUUUUGAUGGGUGUGUGCCAUCAUAACUGAGAACCCUUGAGAACCUCCCAUUCAUCUUAUUAAAAGGAACUCCUCAGACUGAAAGAUGGUUAAUUUUAAAGGUUCAUGCAAAGGGUUAAGAAAUGGAAGUUUGCAGCCCCCUGCUAUAGUGUGUGUGAGGAGGGCUCCACCUUAAAAGAGCAAUAAUUUUACUGUCUCAAAUGCUCUUACAAGCUGGGUUCAUGUACCUCUUAACAAGGAGAGGAGGAAUUGUGACAUCAGAAAUAGAAGCAAAAAGUGGAAGAUGCUAUGCCUUAUUGUUACCAUCUCUAUUCAUGAUUUUGAAUCACUCUUAAUUUAGCAUAUUCUGACAAAUCCUCUGAAGUAGAAUUUUCCCAUUGCUAUAACAUGGGCCAAGCAAGAUGUCUCAGCUGAAAUUAUCUCAAUAGUUUUCCCAAAAAUGUGUGUCGUUUAAAGAACUUUGCUAUAUGUGUUUACUGUAUGUUUCUAAGAGGAUCUUAGCUUAUUAAAGCAAACUUUUUAAAA